AUGAAAAAUCAUUCGAUCUCCCUAUACGAUCGCAUCUGGCGUCGAGAGGCCGGCGAUGCCUCCCCCUCGGCUAGUAUCCGGGGCCUCUAUGGUUCCAAGGAAUGGAUCGACAAUUUAGACAUCGUCAACGAGCUCGGUGGACACACUGGCUGUGUCAACGCGCUCUCAUGGUCGCGAUCGGGUCAACUGCUGGCCUCGGGCUCCGAUGAUCAUAACCUCAACAUCUACUCCUACCAGCCCGACUCGUCCACCGCCCCAUUCGCCCUCAACACCACCGUCUUCACCGGUCACCGCGCCAACAUCUUCUCCGUCAAGUUCAUGCCUCACUCCAAUGACCGCACCGUGGUCACCUGCGCCGGCGACUCCCAAGUCCGCGUCUUUGACAUCGAACACGCCGCCGCCAACCGCGACGUCGCCGCCACCUCCGCCCUCUCUGCCUCCGCCCGCAGUCAGAACUUCAACAACUUCUUCACCAACACCCGCUACCUGAGCGAGGGCAACACAAACGUCCGCGUCUAUCGCAGCCAUGCCGACCGUGUCAAGCGCAUCGUCACCGAGUCCUCCCCCCACCUCUUCCUGACCUGCUCCGAGGACGGCGAGGUGCGCCAGUGGGACCUGCGCCAGCCCUCCUCCGCCUACCCCAAGCCCCGCGGCGGCCAGGGCUUCAUGGCCUAUCGCCCCGGCUUGGUCCACGACGACUCCAACGUUCCGCCCCCCUUGAUCUCCUACAAGCGCUACCAGCUCGACCUCAACACCAUCUCCUGCUCCCCCUCCCAGCCCCACUACAUCGCCCUGGGCGGCGCGCACCUGCAUUGCUUCCUGCACGACCGCCGCAUGCUGGGUCGGGACCGCGUCGCCGAGACGGGGGCCCCCACGGGCACCCCGCCCCGCAGCACGCGAGAUGACGAGGUCAUGGGCCAGGCCACCCGCUGCGUGCGUCGCUUCGCCCCCGGCGGCCGCCGGCACAUGAACCCGCGCAGCGAGGGGCACAUCACCGCCUGCAAGAUCAGCGACGCCAACCCCAACGAGAUGGUCGUGAGCUGGUCCGGGGACCACAUCUACAGUUUCGAUCUCAUCCGGAGCCCCGAUGCCGCCGCCGCCCGGGCCCGCGGCCAGUCCGUCCGCCAGACCCACGACCCCCGCCGGGUCGCCGACGCUCGGGAUCGCAAGCGCAAGCGCCAGAAGCAACCGUCCACGUCGUCCGCGUCCAGCGGGACGCAGCCGCGCCGCCGCUCACGCGCCCGCGAGGAGGACCCCGAGCUGAAGUUUCGGGUCCGCUACGGCAAUGGCGCGCUGGAGGACAUCUCCAUCCCGUCGCUGGCGGACACCGUCGGCGACACCCAGCAGAACGUCUUUGAGCAGGCCCGGUACGCGGUGCUGAACGAUGCCCAGCGGCUGGGGAUGGAGAUCGCCAAGGGUCUGGUCAAGCUCCGCAAGGCCUUGUUCUCCCUCGAUGCCGCCGUGCGCGAGUGGGACGGGUCCACCGAGGAGGCGCCGUACGCCGACGCGCUGUCCACGGCCUUGACCCAGGCGUCCCGGUCCCUGCCGCGCAUGACCGCCGUCAUGCGCGACUGGCGCUACCCCCUGAAUCCCUCCUGCCACGUCGUCAACAUGCAGCAGACGCUGCGGCACAACCGGGAGUCGUCCUGGCGGUUCGUGCAGGCGGCCGGCACCUUGGCUAAGGCCUUGGGGGCAGACGUCCGGGGCGCGGCCGCAUCGGACGACGACAGCGGUGAUGAUGACGACGUCGAUGACGGAGGGCAGUUCGACCAGAUCCGGCUCGCACCGGGUGAGAAUAACUCCGUGGAUCGCAGCGCCCAGUUCGGCUACGACUUCCUCAAGGCCAUCCUCCUGUUCUUCGCCGGCGGCCGAGAAGCCGUGCGCGCCGGGUUCCUGCGCAACUCCGCCGCGCGACGCAACCAGACACGGUUCCCCCUCGCCGCCGAGGCCGACGACAGCGCCAUCGAGUCUGUCCUGAUCCCGUACCUACAGCGUCUAGCCGGUGACGAGCCCGUGGUCAACGUCGACGCCUCGCGCUUCGAGCACGACUCCAGCCGCAUCUUGUUCCCGACCCAGCAGGCCGCCGUGACCGCGUUCGGCCGCGUGGUUCAGCUGCCCCUGGAGGAUCUGGGUCCUACCGCAGCCGCCCGGGCGGAUCCCGGCACCGGGGAGGAACGGAGCGAUGCGCCGCCCGUGCGCGCUCUGGACCGGUCUGCGGCCGCACGCUUCUGGCAGUUCAAGGUCGGCCGCGGGAUCUUGAUGGCCGCGGGGUCCGGCGUCAACUAUGCCUUCGUCAACCAGGCCUUUGGCGGGCUGCGUAUGACGGUGGAGGAAGAAUCAGAGAGUGAAGGGGCGGUCCCAGAGCGGUCGCAGGACGAUACCGAGGCCACCCGGGAGGAGGAACCGAUCCGCGACGUCCGUCUGAUGAUCGACGGCGGUUCGCCAAGUGGCAGUCCCUCGGACUCGCAACCCCAGCCAGGGCACCGGCGCGAGACCACCAUCGGCCGGAUGUCUGCCAGCGGCAGUGCGGAGAUCAACGAGGAGUUUUUCGAAUGGAAACCGCGCGAAGAUACGGAAGGUGACGGCGAGCCGGAUGGCCCGGCGGAAGACGACGACGAUGACAGCGUGGAGGAUGAAUCCGAGGAUGAAACCUCGGUCAGCGAGGAUGACGAGGACGACCUGAGCAAUCUUAUGGACGAUUCGUCCGACGCAAAUGAUGAUGACGAUGAUCUUACGGGUGAUUAUGAUAUUGAUGCUGAUGAUGGUUCUGGCAACGAGCGCUUACUCCGCAACUAUGGCUUCCAACGCACCAAACGCCACAAUGUGCAUUCCGACAUCCCGUGCUCCUCGCACACCCGGACCUACCGGGGCCAUUGCAAUGUAAAGACCGUCAAGGACGUUAAUUAUUAUGGGAUGGACGACGAGUAUGUGGUGAGUGGUAGCGACUCGGGGCAUGUGUUUAUAUGGGAUCGAAAGACUUGCGAUUUGGUGAAUAUUCUUGAGGGGGAUAGUGAGGUGGUCAAUGUGGUGCAAGGCCAUCCCUACGAACCGACGAUUGCCGCGUCAGGUAUCGACAACACGAUCAAAAUCUUCUCGCCCGACCGACACGCCCAGGAGAACGCCCGCCGCGGCAUCAACAUCCUUGACCCGGAUAACCCGGCCAACACGCUAGGUCCGAAUGUCGAUAGCUCCAUCGGAGGCCUCAAAAGCUGCAAGCGCAUGCACGAUAGCUACCGCAUCAUGAACCAGAACGACGUCAACCGACAAGGUGGUUUAGAUGAUGCGUUCAUCACGAGGAACAUGCUGGCUGAAUUUGCGUCGGCCCUGAGAGAACGACAGGUCCCUGGUGGGGCAGGAAAUAACCCUGGCGUACAGGACGGACCUGCCCUGGUCCUGGAUGACAAUUGCAGUGUAAUGUAA
Molecule: messenger RNA, 3420 nt
Organism: Aspergillus candidus
Lineage: Eukaryota; Fungi; Ascomycota; Eurotiomycetes; Eurotiales; Aspergillaceae
Product: WD repeat-containing protein
Exons: 5
Coding region: 1-3420 (1139 amino acids)
Biological process (GO): negative regulation of fatty acid biosynthetic process
Cellular component (GO): Cul4-RING E3 ubiquitin ligase complex; cytoplasm
Molecular function (GO): protein binding
Source: RefSeq, a predicted model, not a curated record